Adineta ricciae is the source of this 3621-nucleotide messenger RNA. NCBI's taxonomy places the organism in Eukaryota, Metazoa, Rotifera, Eurotatoria, Adinetida, Adinetidae. The record is from the annotation of a GenBank genome assembly.
AUGGUAGAACUUGAAGGAAUGUUAAUUCAACGAACAUUAGCUGAAAACUAUGCUUCACAAUGUGGAUUUUGUACACCAGGAAUGUGUAUGUCACUCUAUGAUACAUUGAGUAAUUGUUCAACAGAAAAACAACCAACAUUACAUGAUAUAGAAGAUUCAUUUAAUGGAAAUAUUUGUCGUUGUACAGGUUAUCGACCAAUUUUAGAUGGUGCAAAGAAAUCUUUUGCAGAAAAAGAUAUUCCACAACAAUUAAUAGUCGAUUUUCCAAAAGAAUUAGAAGAAGACUGCGAGAAAAAACCAAUUUACAUCAAAGGUACAAAUAUUGAAUUUUAUCGUCCAUUAACUCUUGAUCAUUUAUUUGAUUUUCGAAAACAAUGUUCUAAUCCAAGUGAAAUACAUUUUAUAGCUGGUAAUACUGGAGAAACAUUUGAUGAUAUUUUUCAUCAACAACGUUAUCCAAUUCUCAUUCAUCUUUCUCAAAUUUCCGAAUUACAAAAACUAUCUGAAGAAUCCAAUGGUCUUACUAUCGGUUCUUGUGUAACAUUAUCUCAAUUAAAAUUUUAUUUUGCUUUAAAACAAGAACAUCAACAACUCUAUCGAAUAUUUCAUGAACAACUUGAUUUCAAUGCUAGUCGACAAGUACGAAAUCAAGCAACAAUUGGAGGACAUAUUUUAAAUCAUAGUCAUAAACAUACAUCUGAUCUUUUACCGAUCUUGUAUGUAUGUGAAACAAAAUUACGAUUUAUUCAUUUAUUAAAUAAAAAGAAAAUUGAAAUUGAUAUUAAAGAUUUUAAAACGAUGAAUCGAGAUGAUUUAUUACUUGUAUCAAUAUUUAUUCCAUUUAUACAGACAAAUGAAUAUCUUCAAUCUUAUAAACAAGCACAUCGACGUAAACAUGAUACUGGUAUUGUUACAUGUGCAUUUCGAUUGAAAUUAAAUGUAAAAGAGAACAAAAUUCAAUUAUUUAAUAUGGCAUUUGGUGGUUUUGGUGAUGGUCUAAUUUUAAUACCAGAAAAAACAAUAAAUUAUAUAAAUAAUAAUGAACAUCAAUGGACAAGAAAUGAAAUGAUGACAAAUGUGAAAAAUCAUCUCUUGGAAGAAAUACAGUUGGAUGAAUUUUCUGAAAAUGGUCAACCAGAAUAUCGUCGUGCUCUAGUAAUUUCAUUUCUAUUCAAGUUUUAUCUAUAUGUUUCUAAUACAUCCGAAGAACUUUUUCAAAAACAACGUCCUAUUUCUCGAAGUGAACAAAUAUUUGAUACUUCAAAACAAACAAAAUAUGUUCAUCAACCAACUAUUCAUCAUAAUGCUUACAUUCAUGCUACUGGUGAAGCAAAAUAUGUUGAUGAUUUGCCUUCAGCACAUAAUACACUUCAUGGUGCACUUGUUUUUAGUAGUAAACCACAUGCACGUAUUGUAUCAAUGAAUACAGAUGAAGCACAAACAAUUGAAGGUUUUAUUAAAUUUUAUUCAUAUCAUGAUAUUCCACCAACUGGUUCGAAUAAAUUUGGUCCAAUAGUAAAAGAUGAAGAAAUCUUUUCUUCGAAAAUGGUUCAUUGUAUGGAUAUGGUUAUUGGUUUAUGUGUUGCAGAUACAGAAGAACAUGCGAGACAAGCUGCACGAUUAGUACGAAUUGAAUACGAAGAAUUAACUCCAGUUAUUUUAACAAUUGAUCAAGCAAUUGAACAUGAAAGUUAUCUAGGUCCACCUGGUCAACAAGAAAGUGUUUUAGAAACUGGAAAUAUUGAAAAAGGUUUUAAUAAAUCAGAUCAUAUUAUCGAAGGAUCAUUCUAUAUUGGUGCACAAGAACAUUUUUAUAUGGAACCAAAUGCUUAUCUUGUACAACCAGUUAGUGAAGGACAUUACACACAAUUACAUGUUUAUGCAUCAACACAAGGUGCAACUUCAAUACAAGAAGCAGUUGCAGAAGCAUUAGGUCUCAAUGCAAAUGAGGUUAUUUGUCAUGUUUUACGUGUCGGUGGUGGUUUUGGUGGUAAAGAAUCACGUAAUAUUAUUCCAUGUGUAGCAACUGCACUUGCUGCUCAUCAUUUACAACAACCAGUACGUUUAUGUUUAACACGUGAAGAAGAUAUGAAAUUAACUGGUCAUCGUCAUCCGUUUAAAAUCUUGUACAAAGUUGGUUUUAUGAAAGAUGGUCUACUAAAAUCUAUUGAUCUUAAUCUUUAUGCUAAUGCUGGUUGUACAUUGGAUUCAAGUUUAUUGAUGAUAGAACGAGCAAUGACACAUGUUGAUAAUAUUUAUAAAUGUGAAAAUCUACGAGUUAAAGGACGAGCUUGUCGAACAAAUUUACCAAGUAACACCGCUAUGCGAGGUUUUGGUGGCCCAGAAGGUCUUUUAUCAGCUGAAUUCAUUAUCGAGCAUAUUCAUAGUUAUUUACAAUUAAAUGAUGAUCCAUCAAUUAUACGAGAAUUGAAUAUGUAUAAACCAGGUGAACGAACAUUUUUCAAUCAAGAACUUGAAAAGAAAGAUUGGUUUGUACCAAAAAUGUGGAAGAAAUUAAAAGAAUCAGGUCAAUAUGAACAACGUUUAAAAGAUGUUAAAGAAUUUAAUGAGAAAAAUCAAUUUCGAAAACGUGGUUUAAGUUUAACAGGAACAAAAUUUGGUAUUGGAGCACCAUCAGCUUUAUUAUUUCAUCAAGCUGGUGCAUUAAUAACAAUUUAUAAAGAUGGAAGUAUUUUAAUUACACAUGGUGGAAUCGAAUUAGGUCAAGGUCUUCAAAUGAAAAUGAUUCAAAUAACUGCUGAACAACUUGAUAUUGAUAUUUCUUUAAUUCGUUUUCAUGAAACUUCAACCGAUAAAAUACCAAAUACAACUCCAACAGUUGGAUCAUUAUCAGCUGAUCUUUAUGGUCCAGCUUUGAUCGAUGCUUGUCAACAAUUAAAUAAAAAUCUUGCACCAAUAAAACAUAAACAUCCAACAUUAACAUGGGAAAAACUAAUUGAACAAGCAUAUCAAGAACGUGUACAAUUAUCUGCUUAUGGUUUUUAUGCUGUAGCAGAAAAAUUUCUGAAAUCUAAUUAUCCAAAAAAUGAAAUUAAUUUUAUUUACUUUACACAAGGAGUUGGAAUGAGUGAAGUAGAAAUUGAUUGUUUAACAGGUGAUUUUCAUAUUAUAAGAACGGAUAUUCUAAUGGACUUUGCUAAAUCAUUAAAUCCAUUUAUUGAUAUUGGACAAAUUGAAGGUGCAUUUAUGCAAGGUGUUGGAUAUUUUACUAUGGAAGAACUUAUUCAGGGUGAUUCACAACAUCCAUGGAUUUCACAAGUUGGUUCUCUUCACAAUGCUGAUCCAAAUAAGUACAAAUUACCUAUGGCAAAUGAUGUACCAAUUGAUUUUCGUGUUACACUUUUAAAUGAAAAUGAAGGAAAUGAACGUACUGUUUGUUAUUCGUCAAAAGCUGUCGGCGAACCACCUCUAUUCUUAUCAGUAACAGUACUUUUAGCUAUAAAAUAUGCCAUUGAAGCUUAUCGAACUGAACGAGAACCAUUUACAUUAAAUGUACCAUUAACAUGCGAACGAAUAAGAAUGGCUUGUCAAGAUGAAUUAGUUGAUUCUGUUAUUUCAAAAGACAAAGAUCAUGUAUUUCAACCUUGUGGUAGUUUUUAA